Messenger RNA from Chrysochloris asiatica (Cape golden mole), 2442 nucleotides. It is a transcript of the gene VAV2, whose product is annotated as vav 2 guanine nucleotide exchange factor. Gene Ontology annotation, cellular component: cytoplasm. NCBI's taxonomy places the organism in Eukaryota, Metazoa, Chordata, Mammalia, Afrosoricida, Chrysochloridae. Gene Ontology annotation, molecular function: protein binding; guanyl-nucleotide exchange factor activity. Bases 1 to 2442 code for a protein of 813 amino acids. The transcript has 28 exons. Gene Ontology annotation, biological process: regulation of GTPase activity; cell migration. The record is from RefSeq and is a predicted model, not a curated record.
AUGGAGCAGUGGCGGCAAUGUGGCCGCUGGCUCAUCGACUGCAAGGUCCUGCCGCCCAACCACCGGGUAGUGUGGCCCUCGGCCGUGGUCUUCGACCUGGCGCAGGCUCUGCGCGACGGCGUCUUGCUCUGCCAGCUGCUGCACAACCUGUCCCCCGGCUCCGUGGACCUCAAGGACAUCAACUUCCGGCCACAGAUGUCCCAGUUUCUGUGCUUGAAGAACAUCCGCACCUUCCUUAAAGUCUGCCAUGAUAAACUUGGACUAAGAAACAGUGAGCUGUUCGACCCCUUUGACCUCUUCGACGUCCGUGACUUUGGGAAGGUCAUCUCUACUGUGUCCCGGCUCUCCUUGCACAGCAUUGCACAGAACAAAGGUAUCAGGCCCUUUCCCUCAGAGGAGACCGCGGAGAAUGACGAUGACGUAUACCGGAGCCUGGAGGAGCUGGCUGAUGAGCAUGACCUGGGUGAGGACAUCUAUGACUGUGUCCCGUGUGAGGAUGAAGGGGAUGACAUCUAUGAGGACAUCAUCAAGGUCGAGGUGCAGCAGCCCAUGAUCAGAUACAUGCAGAAAAUGGGCAUGACAGAGGAUGACAAGAGGAACUGCUGCUUGCUGGAGAUUCAAGAGACGGAGGCCAAGUACUACCGGACCCUGGAGGACAUUGAGAAGAAUUACAUGAGUCCACUGAGGCUGGUGCUGAGUCCUGGGGACAUGGUGUCCAUCUUCAUCAACCUGGAGGACUUGAUCAAGGUGCACCACAGCUUCCUGCGAGCCAUUGAUCUGUCCAUGAUGGCGGGAGGCAGCUCCCUGGCCAAGGUGUUUCUCGACUUCAAGGAGAGGCUUCUCCUCUAUGGCGAGUACUGCAGCCGCAUGGAGCACGCGCAGAACACGCUGAACCAGCUGCUCGCAGCCCGGGACGAUUUCAGGCAAAAAGUCGAGUGUGAGCUGACCGUCUGCCUGGGUACUCCCGGGAACUGCCCAGGAGGUGGGCAGAGGCAAGUGAAACUGGAGGAGUUUGGGAGGCCGAAGAUAGAUGGUGAAUUAAAAGUCCGGUCCAUAGCCAACCACACCAAGCAGGAUAGGUACUUGUUCCUGUUUGACAAGGUGGUCAUCGUCUGCAAGCGGAAGGGCUACAGCUACGAGCUGAAAGAGAUCAUUGAACUUUUCUUCCAUAAGAUGACUGACGACCCCAUGAACAACAAGGACAUCAAGAAGUCUCAUGGGAAAAUGUGGUCCUACGGCUUCUAUCUAAUUCACCUUCAAGGAAAGCAAGGCUUCCAGUUUUUCUGCAAGACGGAAGACAUGAAGCGGAAGUGGAUGGAGCAGUUUGAGAUGGCCAUAUCAAACAUCAAACCAGACAAAGCCAAUGCCAACCACCACAGUUUCCAGAUGUAUACGUUUGACAAGACCACCAACUGCAGAGCCUGUAGGAUGUUCCUCAGGGGCACCUUCUACCAGGGUUACCUGUGUACCAGGUGUGGUGUUGGGGCACACAAGGAGUGUUUGGAGGUGAUACCACCCUGCAAAAUCAGUUUUCCUGCAGACCUGGAUGCCUCCGGAGCAGGGCCAGGUCCCAAGAUGGUGGCUGUGCAGAAUUACCAUGGCAACCCCGCGCCCCCCGGGAAGCCGGUGCUCACCUUCCAGACAGGUGACGUGAUGGAGCUGCUUCGAGGAGACCCCGAGUCACAGUGGUGGGAGGGUCGGCUGAUACAAACCAGGAAGUCUGGGUAUUUCCCAAGUUCAUCUGUGAAACCCUGCCCCGUUGACGCAAGGCCGCCCAUCAGCCGGCCACCGUCCCGGGAGAUUGACUACACUGCGUAUCCCUGGUUUGCUGGCAACAUGGAGAGACAACAGACGGACAAUCUGCUGAAAGCCCACGCCAGCGGCACCUACCUGGUCCGGGAGCGGCCCGCCGAGGCUGAGCGCUUCGCCAUCAGCAUCAAGUUCAACGAUGAGGUGAAGCACAUCAAGGUGGUGGAGAAGGACAGCUGGAUCCACAUCACGGAAGCAAAGAAGUUUGAAAGCCUCUUGGAGUUGGUGGAAUAUUACCAGUACCACUCGCUCAAGGAGAGCUUCAAGCAGCUGGACACCACGCUCAAGUACCCCUACAAGUCUCGGGAGCGCGCCACCGCCAGGGCCUCCAGCCGGUCCCCAGCUUCCUGUGCUUCCUACAACUUUUCUUUUCUCAGUCCUCAGGGCCUCAGCUUUGCUUCUCAGGGCUCCUCCGCUCCCUUCUGGUCAGUGUUCACGCCCCGCGUCAUCGGCACGGCCGUGGCCAGGUACAACUUUGCCGCCCGGGACAUGCGGGAGCUCUCGCUGCGAGAAGGCGACGUGGUGAAGAUCUACAGCCGUGUCGGCGGGGACCAGGGCUGGUGGAAGGGCGAGGCCAAUGGGCGAAUUGGCUGGUUUCCUUCGACAUAUGUAGAAGAGGAGGGUAUCCAAUGA